Molecule: messenger RNA, 681 nt
Organism: Trichosporon asahii var. asahii CBS 2479
Lineage: Eukaryota; Fungi; Basidiomycota; Tremellomycetes; Trichosporonales; Trichosporonaceae
Exons: 1
Coding region: 1-681 (226 amino acids)
Source: RefSeq, a predicted model, not a curated record
AUGCCAAUGGCCCUGGCACUCACGACGACGUCAAGCGCUCCAGCGGUGACCGUCGCGACGGCCGUAGCGCUCAACAGCACCGUCGCGAGCUCGCUCCUCGUUGCGCCCACGAGUUCCAUCAGCCUCACGCCGGGCCCUUCCUCCGACCCGGUCGUUAGCAACGACUCCCCGGCCGACGACCCUGCACCCCUCGGAGCGGAUGCCAGCGCUGUGAGCGCAGCGAGCAGCUCGACCUCUGCCUCCGCCGUGAGCGGGUCGAGCUUGGCCACGCCUUCAACGCCAACUGGGCCCUCACGAUCACCCGUCUCUGCGCCUUCCCCGUCAUCACCAUCACAGCAAAGUGGCCAGAAGAUUGCUGCGCAGUCCUCAUCGAUCUCAGAACAAGGCCCGAAAGACCUUCUUCCGUCGUCAAACCCGGACGAUGGCCAAUGUUUCGGAGCCGCUGGCACUGGAACUAUCACGACGGCAUGCUGCGCUAGCCUCAAGGGCGCUCUCGCCAGUGGAGCCCAAUACUGCCUCUUCGAGGCUAAGAACGCCCAGACGUGGGAGAACUGCGUAAACACGGCCACCGAUGGGAACAAAGCCCAGCUCGCCGUUAAGUGCAGCGGGUCCAGACGGCAUCGUGCCGCCUGGGCUGUCAUUGCGCUCGGCGUGGGCGUUGCCCUCAUGGGCUCGGCGUAG